Besnoitia besnoiti is the source of this 2955-nucleotide messenger RNA. Its product is annotated as zinc finger, C3HC4 type (RING finger) domain-containing protein. The coding region runs from base 1 to 2955 and encodes 984 amino acids. Gene Ontology annotation, molecular function: ubiquitin protein ligase activity. Gene Ontology annotation, biological process: protein ubiquitination. The record is from RefSeq and is a predicted model, not a curated record. Gene Ontology annotation, cellular component: cytoplasm. The transcript has 4 exons. NCBI's taxonomy places the organism in Eukaryota, Apicomplexa, Conoidasida, Eucoccidiorida, Sarcocystidae.
AUGUUUCGUCCCUCCCUUCUGCUUCCGAGUGACGAGUAUCGCGGCUCACACAUGUGGCAGAUUGGCUGGAUGUGCAGUGGGGUUCUGUUUGAGUCCGGCAGUGUGCUGUUGACGGCCAUUCUUGCAUGGUGCUUCGCCGUCCUUGACGUAGAAAAACAAGUAUGGGCGACGCUGCCCCUGCCGCUCUGUCUCUUCGAUGCAUCUGUUUUGAUUCUGAGCAUUCGGCGUCUCUACCUGGGGCAGGCGUGGCUGCUGACCUCGGAGCUGCGGGUCCGGUAUCUGCUUGUCUUCUCAUUCCUCUUUCGCCUUCUCUUUUCGCUGACGCUCUCCCUCGUCCUCCUCGAGGUGCUCGCCCUCUCUGUCCUUCCUCUCCCUGCUUUCGCCGCCUACGGUGGGGGCGUCCUCCUCAAUACUCGCGCUCAGGACGGGUACACGUGGGUGCGGCUCCACGUGCUCGACCUAGUCGUCUUUCUGACGAGUCUGAACGUCGUUCUGUCCUCUCUCGCUCCUUCUCCAUGGUCGUCCUCGUCGCUCCUCUACCCCGUCUUUGCUGUGUGUAUCGCAUUCCUCGCUCUCACGCUUCUGCUCUGGUAUAUGGUGCUCACCGAUCCGGCUCUGCGGCAAGACACGCUGCUUCGGCUCGCGGUAAACCUCCUUCUGCAUCUGUCUUUCUCCUUCUUUAUCUUCGUUGUCUUCCUCGCUCGCUUCCUCGACCAAAGAAACGCGAGGCUUUUUUUCGACGCCUCCCAUUUCUUCCCGCCGCCUCUCGGGGCCGAGGCCAACCCCCGGGGCGCCCCCCCGACGCCGACCUCGCCCGCGCGGGCGCCAGGCCUCCUCUCUUUGUUAGCUUUUUUUCUCUUUGCUCCGGCGAGAAAGCAUGGUGUAAACAGCCCCUUCAGGACGGAUUUCCGCCCGUCCGUGUACCCGACAGCGGCGUCAUCCGUCUCCACGCUGUUCUCAGAGGCUGAAGGCGCAGUGGACCCGGCGACGGUCACCGCGACGUACUGGGCAGUCCCCCUGCUUUUUGCCUUGCUGCUUGCGCAGAUCCUAGCUGGCUUCUGUUUCGUCUUCCUCGUGGCUUCCCACACGGAGCUGAGGUCUCCGCCUCAUUCCCCGUUCCUGUCGGAUUGGUCGGCGACAGCGGGGCCCUCGCCCCACAGUCCCUUGUUGGCGGCCGCGAGGGGCGCAGGCUCCUGCCGCUCAGACGCGGAGACACCCCCGCCGCUCAGUCGCGACAUGCGAGUGACGCUUGAGAAGGUCGGCCACCACUUUUACCGCAUCCUUCAUAGCGCGGCGCCGCCCGAGGCAGGCCCCGUCGAGCGCGUCUCUUUGCUUCGGGACGCGUUUGCGCCGCAGGGACAAGGCGGAAAGGGGGGCUAUGCGCACGACCCCAGGGGCGACAGGGUCGGCGGAGAAACAGCUGGCAAGCCUGCAGAGCGGAGUCGCGCUGUGCCGACGGGGGACCCCGUAGACGCGUGCCAGACGCCGAGAGGAGGCAGCGAGGAAAAGGAAAGUAGCCAUGCCUGCAGAGGCGCUGGUGGAAAUGUCUAUGCCGUGGCGGUCGACCUGCAGAGGGCAGGGUGCGAGAGCGGUUUUGACUGCAGUGGCCCUGAUGAUGUGCCUGGGGUGGACGGUGGCGAAGAAAAGACGAGAGCGCAGAAAGGAAUGCUCUGCGGGCAGGGGGGGGGCGCACGCCAGGAGGGCAACUCGCCAGGAGCGUCCCCGACUCAAAACCUCGUGCAACGGAGGAGACCGAUAGAGCCCGAGAGGGGGGGGACACAGCGGCCGAGGCGGCUGGCUGUUCGGAGCACAAGUAUGCCCAACAAGGGGUUUGUGAAGCGCAGCAGACUACAGGGCGGAGCGGCGGCGCAGGGGACGACAACGAAGCUGAAACAGGCGCCCUUUCUGCAGCGCUCCGGACCUCGUUGGCCGUUCUCGACGAGAGCCGAUGUGUCGCGCGAGCGGAUGAGUGCCUCGCAAGGGACUGAAGAAGACCGUUCGUCUACACCGCCCGACGAGAGAGAGAUAUCUUUUGAAGACGCGACCAGCCAACUGCUCCACCUCGAGGGGUGCGACGGCCCUGGGGAAGUCGCACCCCUCCGACCGAAAGGCCCUGGGGCCUUUCGGUCGGCGGCGUUUGAAGCGGAAGGAGGAAACCUAGGAAUGGACGCAGCCGGGGGCACAGAAGCUUCCUGGAUGCUCAGAGACACAGCCGAUGGGGUUCCCGCGACGCCUCAGGAGCGAGAUGAGGUUGCAAGAACGGAGACAAUGAGCGGAGGCGGGGCGCGUAUGCGCGACACCGGAAGACGCGAAGAUGACGCUGAGAGAGAAGGGGAAGAGUGCGGCUCUGAUGGAGAUGCCAACAUAGCCGCUUCAUGCGCCUACGCAGCGACGCCCGGGCGAGCCUCCGGGGCGGAUAGAGGCCCGCGCGCGGCUGCGUCUCGGAGAUGGGUGUCUCGGUUGGAUCACUUGAGCCCGCACGGCUCAGCGGCAGAGGCGCGAACCGAAAGUAAUAGCGGUGAGCUUCCCUUGCAACGCAGGCCAGGGGCGGGAGCCCCGGAGGCUCAGGAAGCACGCGGAGCAAAUGGAGACAGAGCAGUAGCCGCGCCCGAGGGCCUUUCUCACGCCGGCCCUGUGGAAGGGGGGCAGAGCGAAGAAGGCGACUCUUGCAUCAUCUGCUACCAGAACCACCCCAACGCGGUCCUCUUGUAUUGUGGCCAUGGAGGCCUUUGCUUCCGCUGCGCCCAGACGUGUUUUCACAGAAACGGAAGGUGCCCGACGUGCCGGCAAGCGGUGAAGGGCGUCGUGGAGCUUCAGGAGGAUGCCAGCGACUCUUCGGAGCGUCCCGAAGUUGAUUUGGAGGAAGGGGAACAACAAGCAAGCAAUGGGAGACACAGGAGAGAAGGACGACGAAACGUCAUCACCGCCACAGUGAAGGACGUUAGGAGAUCGUGA